AUGACUGCCUCAAUUCAUUCCGCUCAUCUUCCAAUUACACCGCGCUCUUCCCCCUCUUCCAAACCAACUACCAAUUCAAACUUCCCGAUCACUAACCUCCCCACUGACAUUCUCCUCACUCUCUUCCGUCUAAUAUCAUCUCCACAAACACUCUCCGCUCUUUCCCUCUGUUCCCGCCAAUUCCACCACUACAUCACUCCCUAUCUGUACUCGCACUUCCUCCACCUCGGCGAUACAUGCACUUCCCUCCCGCAUUUCCUGCACACCAUUCUGCAUAAUCCCCACUACGCGCUCUACACCAAAAUCUUUACCUGCAACGCCCUCCUAGGCUAUAAAACCGACAUCUCCAUCUCCAAUUUCUCCCCCUCCGACCUUGUCCUCCUGAAAUCCUGUCUCAAAUCCAUCUACACCCUAGAAGACGGCUCACGCUCUCCAUUCUUUGGCUCCCACAUCGCCUCACAAUGGUACAAUUUUAUCCUCCAAGGAAACUGGGAUGCCAUCGUGGGUCUAAUCCUCUGUCUCCUCCCUAAUCUCCAAUCUCUCAAUAUAAUCAACCACGCGAGCGGUUGUCCUUACGGAUAUCCCUAUCUCGAAACCGUGCUUAACCGAGCCGCAAAUUUACAAAAUCAACGACUUCGCGAUCCCACCCGCAUAUUUCAACCACAAGCAUAUUCAUUCCCGCAUCUACGUUCUUUACAUUUGGCAAAGCAUGACACCAUACAUUAUCCACGCAUGGGAUUUGAGAUUCUGCGCGCCCUCCCCUUUUUAGCGAUUCCCUCAAUACGAGAAGUCAAUACCCACAUGCUUUCGGAUUAUCAUUUUCCAUUUUCCGUUUUGCCUUCUUCUCUUUCUUCUCCUUCUCCUACUCAACAAGCGCAAACCCCACCUCCAAUAACACCCUUCACCCUCUCAACCUUCUACUCUCCUCCGCUUCCCAACUUCACCUUCCACGUCACUCAUCUCCACCUCUCUCACACCGUUCUUCGACAGGACUCCUUAGUCCCAUUUUUCAGCUACUUCAAAUUCCUCAAAUCUUUACAAUGGGAAUGGGAUUACGAUACUCAAAUCGGGAAAAGAGAAGGAUUGGAAUUUUCAUUCGAUAUUAAUCAUUUUCUGCAUUCCAUCGCACAUUUGAGAGAUAUUCUCGAGGUUUUGAGACUUCGAGUUUCAGAAUCAUCAUCAUCAUCAUCAUCAUCAUCAUCUGCUGACACGCAUGAUGGCAGCGAAGAUGAAGACGAAGAAGAUGAAAGAGAAGAAAAUGAGUAUCAACAACAACAAAAACACCACAGUUACAACAACGAGAGCGACGAAUACCAUUCCAUCAUCACCCAGCUCUCGCACUUCUCAAAAUUGGAAGUCCUGAGCCUCUCCGCAAAUCUACUUCCGGCCCCCAAAUCUGCAUCUCAAAUCUCAAGCUCAGACUCAGACGCAAAUUCGAGCAUGGUCUCGGACGAAAGCGAACACGAGCUCGAAGAUCAACAUGACUCCCUCCCCCUACCAAAAUGUAAAUCCCCCCCACACCCAAAUAUCGAUCUUCACAUCGCUACUUCCCAAAAUCCUCGCGGAGAAGGAGAAGUCAAACACCUUAUCCCCAGUCCCAGUCCCACCCUCACCUUCAACUCCCCUCAACCCAACUCUACUCGAUCCCAUAAAAAAGUUAAACGCUCAUCCUCACCCCCUUGUGAAACAUGCAUACACCAUGCCUCUCGCGCACGGGAGACACAAGUGCGGGCGAGACGGAUGAUGCAGUGGAUGCGGUAUAGUGGUGGGGAGGAGGCGGGGAGAGAAGGGGAGAGUGUUGGUACAGAUUAA
Messenger RNA from Botrytis fragariae, 1812 nucleotides. RefSeq lists its product as uncharacterized. The record is from RefSeq and is a predicted model, not a curated record. NCBI's taxonomy places the organism in Eukaryota, Fungi, Ascomycota, Leotiomycetes, Helotiales, Sclerotiniaceae. Bases 1 to 1812 code for a protein of 603 amino acids. The transcript has a single exon. Gene Ontology annotation, molecular function: protein binding.